Molecule: messenger RNA, 3962 nt
Organism: Mirounga angustirostris (Northern elephant seal)
Lineage: Eukaryota; Metazoa; Chordata; Mammalia; Carnivora; Phocidae
Gene: TMEM200B
Product: transmembrane protein 200B
Exons: 1
Coding region: 1-924 (307 amino acids)
Source: RefSeq, a predicted model, not a curated record
AUGACAGCCGGGAGCCCCGGAGACUGCGGGGAGGUGCGGAGGAGCCCCGAGGGCCGUGUCUCUCGCCUGGGCCGCCGCCUGGGCCGCCGCCGGCGCCCGCGCUCCCCGCCCGAGCCUCUGCGGGUGCGGGCACGGCUGCGGCUGCGCUCGCCGUCGGGGGCGUUCGCGGCGCUGGGGGCGCUCGUGGUCCUGGUGGGCAUGGGCAUCGCUGUGGCCGGCUACUGGCCGCACCGCGCCGGGGUCCCAGGGCCGCGCGCUGCCAAUGCCAGCGCGCCCCCCCUGAGCGAGCUGCGACGCGAGGGUCGCGGCGCGGGCCGCGGGCACGGCCCGCACGAGCGGCUGCGGCUCCUUGGGCCCGUGGUCAUGGGCGUCGGCCUGUUCGUGUUCAUCUGCGCCAACACGCUGCUCUACGAGAACCGCGACCUGGAGACGCGACGGCUUCGCCAGGGGGUGCUGCGGGCUCAGGCGCUCCGGCCCCCUGACGGCCCCGGCUGGGACUGUGCCCUCCUCCCCAGCCCCGGACCCAGGACUCCCGGAGCCAUAGGCUGCAUAGAGCCAGAAAGUUGGGACCUGUCCCCGCGUCGGGGUACCUCACCCGUCCCAUCAGUGCGGAGUCUGCGUUCAGAGCCUGCUAAUCCUCGCUUGGGGUUACCUGCCCUGCUCAACAGUUACCCGCUGAAGGGCCCGGGGCUGCCCCCACCCUGGGGUCCACGGACCCAGACUGGCCAUGUGAUUAUCACCGUGCAGCCCUCUGGUUCCUGCAUUGAACAUUCCAAGUCUCUGGAUCUGGGCCUCGGGGAGCUCCUGCUUGGGGCCCCAGCGGCUCGAGACUGUGCUCACCGGAGCUGGCCACGGCUGGACCGCCUCAGUCUGGGGAGUUAUGCCAAGUUGGAAGGAGGAGGGGACUUGGGAGCACGGGUUUGAAGAGCAGGGGACAGCCUGCUAGAGGGCUGCAGCAUGGACCGUGGUAACAGGACCAGAAGUCCCAAUGUCUAGUAGAUGCAUCAGUCACUUCCCAGACCGGAGAUGGAUGCUCUGGCCCCAGCAGCUGCUAAGGCAUCCUCACUUGCAUGUCGGCAGAGAAAUGCCAACUGCACAAGGGUUCAAUCAGCUGGAGAGAAUGUUUUCAUGUGGAGUCUGGAGACCAGCAUGACUCGGCCUCAGGAACUCUUUAAGCCUCCAAAAGUGGCCUUAGCCUUGGACAGUACCUGAGGCAGCUGGAGGUCCAGGUCAGGGUGAUUGGGAGAUGCAGCAGGUGUCUCGGCAGAUCCAAAGUGGUGGGCAAGGACCCCUAAGACUUGGAAGGUAGGUUGGGAUGUUACAGGCUGGGCCAGGCUCCCUCCACGGUAGCACCAGUUGUGGGGUUAGGGGAGAUGGGCAACGGGGUAGAGUUAAGACCCUCCACUGCCAUUGGGAUGGGGACUGGGGCGUUAACUCCCACCGCCUCAGCCCCUCUCUGCCCUCAGACAUGGAGGGUACACCCCCUAGGGCUGCACUACUACCAAAGAAGCCUUCCUCCGAGGGUCCGGCCCCUUCCUGAACAGGUCUGAGAAGCCCCCUUCUCUCCUUUGUCAUGGCCUGUGCUGCAAAAUCUCCCCCCAACUGGCAAAAAGCAUCUGCCAGUUCUCCUUUUAUACAGCGUUGAAGCUGCAUUUUGGCCAAUGUGGGUAGCUUAAUUUAGAAAAGAGUCUUUUCUAGGGUCAAAAAUUUGAGUCUCCCUUACCCAUGUGGAACUUUUCCCAGAUUGCUGGUAGGAGAAGAGAACUUUAAAAGUUGAUCAAUUCUCAGAUUCAGUCCUGGUUUUUGGGGGUUUUUUUGUUUGUUUGUUUAGUUUAUUGAAAAAUGCAAUACAAGAAGCAAGACCAAACACAUUAUCUAAACACUACACCAUUUCUCUUACUACAAAAGGCCAAAACAGCAGACCUAAUUAUUGCCUUUUUAAUCUAAGGAUCUUGCCAAUUUGAUUCUGCUGCCAUAGUUCCUAUUUUGUCAAGAAAUGUAAACAACUACUUGACAUGAUUCAUAAUUUUAAAAAAAUUUACAAAGCUCCUUCAUUUUUGUCACCAAAAUAAUACAUUUCAGAGAGAUUUGCAAAAACCACCAGCCUGGGGCUGAGAUCCUGGGCAGAUCUUUCCCACGAGCAUUCCUUGGUGUCAGUCAGGCCAUAGCUCUGGUUCUACUUCCCAGGGCGGUCGGGGCCCCUCCCGCUCAGCUGCCUUGCAGAAUAUGCGAUGGGGGGGCCUGGGCAGGCGGGUGAGGAGGCCCCAAGAGGUCCCUGCACCCAGGUUCUGUGGGCCCUUGGCUUUUCAGGUCCUGCUUGGUGGGCGGGCGGGUGGGUGGGUGGCAGAGACCUCGUGUAGCUUGGAGGAAGUCUUUACUUCUCAAGUGAAAUAAAAAUAAAAUUGCAGUGAGAGUUGUCACUGUGGUGUGUCUGAGUCACUUCAGGAAAACGGCUGCCAAGUCUCUGACCCUGGAAAUGAAGCUCUCUCCUCCCCUCUUCACCAUUUCCACCUGCACAGAAUCUGUUUUUCUUCACACACACACACACACAAAUGCACACACAACUGCAGGAAGAAAAAAAAAUCCAAACAGUUGUCAAACCCCCAGAUCUGUUCCCAGAGCGGGAGGACAGGGGAAGAGUCUUGGAAGGACACCCUCUUCCCAGCUUGUCCAAAUCUGUGGCUUCUCAGUGCUGAAAGGGCAUUUGAGAUCUUCUGGCCCAACUUAGAGUGAAGGAAGCAGAGAGAAGCACGGUGAGCUGGUGACAGAGCCGAGGGGGCGUGCAGGCCCCCGUCAGCGGUGUGGACAGUGAGAACUCAGUGGGCCCGGUUUGUGACGCUCACGCUGUGCCCGCUUCCUCACCCCCACCCUCUUCAUUCCACAGCUGUCCACUGUGGGGGCUGGCUGGUAGGUCUCUCAGCAGGACAACUGGCCACUGGAAAGCGAGCUCCCAUUACAUGCUGUUUGAUGUGAGCUGGAUUCCCAACCUCACCACCACUCCUGGCAGCACGGCUCAGGCUUAGGCACCAACAAGCAAGCCCCACCAUUUCCGACCCUAUGCCCACAGGCCGGAAGCCUGCUCCUGAGACAGGAUGAUCCUUUCCCCCAGGCCUGUCACGCGUCCCACCUGAGCUCUUCCUGUCCCUCUCCAGAGAGAGCUGCCUCGUGGUUAGUAGCAGGCUCACAGAAGUACUAAACGAAAAAUGCACACAUCUGAAAUCAGUUCAAACCAACUGAGUUUGUCUAAAACAAGACUCAGCCAGUCGAGGCUUUGGACACAUGCGGCUGGCUCCCAUUGUGGGGAGCAGAGGUUUUAGACUUUUCUCUUUCGCUCACGGCUCUUGAGCCCCCCGAGACUGCUGUGACCCACCGUCUAUUCUCAUGAAGUCCACCUCUGUCCCACCAUACGAUUCUAAGAACUUCCAGGCAGAUGUGUUUGUGGGAAGCCAGCUGGAAGAUGAGAGAAGCACUAUUGAAUAGAAAUGCCCCCAGAUCUACCAGGAAUGGUGGAAUUGGGCUCAUCAGUCAGUCCCAUUUUCAAAACCAAGCAAAAAAAAAAAAAAAAAAAAAAAAUUAGAAGUAAAAUAAACCCACAACCCACCACAAAAAUCAAGCCUACAACACCCGACAGACCUCAGAUGGUGUGAGUGGGAAUGAGCAGAGCUGGUGUUUGUGCUCCCUGUCGUGUGGGGUUUUGUGGGAAGGAUGGCGCCUAAAAGUCAAUUCCAUUGCUCCAGAAGGAUGUCUGCAGGCAGGUACUGGUCAGGAGAAGAAGGGUCAAGGAACACAACCUCCUCUCUGAGUCACAUUUCCGGUCAUCCCACGAUUAAAGAAAAAGGCCCAGGGUCAGUCACCUGGAAACACUUCUUAGUGGGAUCUGACUGAGGUAAACUCUGCCAUUCCCUGUGUGAAGUGCACAUUCCCAGAACUAGAAAACCUUUUUUUUUUUUUUUUUUAAACUU